AUGAGUUCGGCCGCCACACAAGAAACCUUGUCCAAACUAGCAGAACCGCCCAGCGCAGACACAGUUACACUCCUCCUAAAAUGUCAUAAGUCGACUACAUUACUGUCUGUCCUUCCAACAACGCCUUUCGCAGAGAUCAAAGGACUCCUUCUAGCAGCCCUUCAGACACGAGGCAUCACUACUCUACCCAACUCUAUGUCGCCACUUCCUGAAAACGGCGAUGAUCUGGAAUUUGGAGUGCUGGUGGACCAGAAAGAUGCGAGUAAAGGAUGGGUUCCGCUGGAGAUCAAAGAACAGGAGGUGGCAGGAUCCAAAGGAGGCAAAAAGAAGGCGGGAGGCACGAACAACGUUAUGAAUGCAAACCCCGUUGGAGCAGGUCUGAGUGAUGGAUCGUGGAUUGCAUACCGACUCAAAGUGUCGUCUAAGGACAAUCAGACCGAGGAGGUGUUGGAAGAGGGAACCCCAGAGAUUGACAUCCCAGCAGAUAUCGGUUGGGAUGUUGUGCUACCAACAUUUGAGGAUGAGGAGGGGAAUGAGUGA
Messenger RNA from Exophiala aquamarina CBS 119918, 540 nucleotides. RefSeq lists its product as uncharacterized. The transcript has a single exon. Lineage: Eukaryota; Fungi; Ascomycota; Eurotiomycetes; Chaetothyriales; Herpotrichiellaceae. The record is from RefSeq and is a predicted model, not a curated record. Bases 1 to 540 code for a protein of 179 amino acids.